UCUCACCUCGGUGCACACCGCGGCAGCUGACAAGUGUGAGGCGUGGAAACCCAAAAUGGACACCUUGGCAACUCUGUACACGCUUCUGUCACUCUUACUUUUUGUUCACGCGGACCUUGUGGAACAAUUUGAGGAUGUGCCUGAAUGCUUGAAGUAUUUCUACAAAAGUAAAGUGCCGAGUUGGGGGUCUUCAACACCUGGCACCGCUCGUCUCUGUCAGCGGUUUGUCAACCGGUACCACUUUGCCACAUUAUACGACACAAACCAUCGUAUCGCGGUUUACUCGGCAUACGUGUUCCAGCCCAGCAAUGGAGGUGGACGGGAGAGAAGGUGGUUUGUAGAGCCUCAGCUAGUCAAUAAAUCGUGGCAAGCAGAGAUGAAGGAUGGUUACUGGCUGGGGCGAGAUCAUCCUGGGAUCUACCUAGGCGAGAAACAGGCUCUCAAUGAGGACUACACACACUCCGGCUUUGACCGAGGUCACCUGAACCCCAAUGGACAUCAUGCAGUUCCUGGCCGCAAUGCCACUUUCACCCUCACCAACGUGGUUCCUCAGAACCCCAAACUGAACCAGAACGCAUGGAGAAUCCAUGAGUCUCAGCUGAAUGAUCUUUUCCGCCAAAAGUGUUCCAAAGCUUACGUUUUGGUGGGUGCAAUACCCUCUGCGGGCAAUUGGAUUGUCAAGAACAAUGUGAGGCGUGUCAACAUCCCAGACUACGUGUGGAACGCAUACUGCUGUGUGGACAACAACGACAGGCCCAUUCAGGGUGGCGCGGCUGCAGCCAGGAACACAGAAGACAACUGGGUGGAGAAAUUGUCUUUGGAUGAAUUUGGAGAGUUCUUGCAGCAGUUCUCAAAUCAACCAGUAGGAGAGCUUUUCCACAACAGCUGCAACAUUUGAUUUGGUGAUGGGAUUAUUGUGGGGAUUUUGCCAAAAGAUGUCAUGCAGAUUGUGAAGAAAUAUUUUUGUAAAACGGCAAAACAAAACGGUUUGUCUUUCCCUUUCACAGCAUGGCGGCCGUGCAUUGACUCAAUCCUAACAAAUGAAUAAAGACGAGCGUUCCAAGUUU
Messenger RNA from Hippocampus comes (tiger tail seahorse), 1067 nucleotides. Its product is annotated as endonuclease domain-containing 1 protein-like. NCBI's taxonomy places the organism in Eukaryota, Metazoa, Chordata, Actinopteri, Syngnathiformes, Syngnathidae. The transcript is spliced from 6 exons. The record is from RefSeq and is a predicted model, not a curated record. Bases 56 to 898 code for a protein of 280 amino acids. Gene Ontology annotation, molecular function: hydrolase activity; metal ion binding; nucleic acid binding.